Cuscuta europaea is the source of this 3606-nucleotide messenger RNA. NCBI's taxonomy places the organism in Eukaryota, Viridiplantae, Streptophyta, Magnoliopsida, Solanales, Convolvulaceae. The record is from the annotation of a GenBank genome assembly.
UCGAAUUAGAAUUAGAAUCGGUACCAACUCCUAGUACAUCUCGUAUCUCAUUACACGCCUAAUUUAUUUAACUUGGCGGAAUUGAAGCAGUGUGCUUCUAUGGUACAAAUUGAUGUGUGAUCUUGCAGGAGUAGCUGAUUCCGGAAGAAAAAGACCACCCCUCUCUACCUCUCUGUAGAAGUGGCAUAGAUCGCCGUCAAUAAUCAUGCUCUCGCUGCAGGGAGAAGCGCGGCAGCACCACCUGCAACAGCAGCAGCAGAACCACCUGUCAAUUCCUCGGAUUUCUUUCGAUGGAAUGAGCCAAGCUGGCGUUGAUCAGAGGGCUGAUUCCUCCUUCUCCUUGCAAUCCGUGUCCUCGGUUUUGUCAUCCACCAACAUCAAGCCCGAGUUACCCUACGAAGGUGAUGAGGAUAUACUCUUGAACCUUGCUCACCAAAAUUACAAAGCUGGGAAUUAUAAGCAAGCAUUGGAGCAUAGCAAGAGCUUUUAUGAGAGAAAUCCAAGCCGCACAGAUAAUCUUCUUCUUCUUGGUGCAAUUUAUUAUCAGUUGCAUGAUUUUGAUACAUGCAUUGCAAAGAAUGAAGAAGCUCUCCGUAUAAAUCCACGGUUUGCUGAGUGCUACGGAAAUAUGGCAAAUGCUUGGAAGGAAAAGGGAAAUAUUGAUGUCGCAAUCCGCUAUUAUUUGAUUGCAAUUGAGCUUCGUCCCAACUUUGCGGAUGGAUGGUCAAACUUAGCUAGUGCAUACAUGAGAACAGGAAGACUAAGUGAAGCAGCACAGUGUUGCCGCCAAGCUCUUGCAUUAAAUCCACAGCUGGUUGAUGCACAUAGCAAUCUUGGAAAUUUCAUGAAAGCACAAGGGCGAGUUCAAGAGGCAUACAAUUGCUAUGUUGAGGCUCUUCGCAUACAACCUACAUUUGCUGUUGCAUGGUCCAAUCUGGCUGGCCUCUUUAUGGAAGCAAGUGACUUCAACCGGGCCUUGCAAUACUACAAGGAAGCUGUCAAGCUCAAACCAAAUUUUUCGGAUGCAUACUUGAACCUGGGAAAUGUCUACAAGGCUCUGGGGAUGCAUCAAGAGGCUAUUGUGUGUUAUCAGCAUGCUCUCCAAGUUCGACCAGAUUAUGCCAUGGCUUAUGGAAACUUAGCUAGCCUGUACUUUGAACAAGGAAACCUGGAGUUGGCAAUAUUUAAUUAUAAGAGAGCUAUUUCCUGUGAUGCUGGAUUCUUGGAGGCAUAUAAUAAUCUGGGCAAUGCACUGAAAGACACUGGCAGAAUUGAAGAAGCAAUAUGUUGCUAUCGUCAAUGCCUCUCGCUCCAACCAAAUCACCCUCAAGCUCUAACUAAUCUUGGAAAUAUUUACAUGGAGUGGAACAUGACGAGUGCUGCUGCACAAUGUUACAAAGCAACUUUGAAUGUGACAACCGGGCUCUCUGCUCCUUUUAACAAUUUAGCCAUAAUUUACAAACAACAGGGUAAUUAUGUAGAUGCCAUAUCAUGCUAUAAUGAAGUACUCAGGAUUGAUCCUUCAGCAGCUGAUGGACUAGUAAACCGUGGUAAUACAUAUAAAGAAAUAGGUAGGGUUAAUGAAGCAAUUCAAGACUAUCUCCGAGCUAUUGCCAUCAGGCCAUCAAUGGCUGAAGCUCAUGCAAAUUUAGCUUCAGCUUACAAGGACAGUGGCAAUGUAGAAGCAGCAAUAAAAAGUUACCGGCAAGCAUUGCUGCUACGGCCUGACUUCCCAGAAGCAACUUGCAAUCUGCUUCACACCUUACAGUGCGCUUGUGACUGGAAUGAUCGAGAGAAGAUGUUUGUUGAAGUUGAGGGGAUACUUAGAAGACAGAUCAAGAUGUCAGUUUUGCCAAGUGUGCAACCUUUCCAUGCAAUUGCAUAUCCUCUUGACCCACUACUUGCUUUAGAGAUCAGUCGGAAGUAUGCCCAGCAUUGCUCCUUAAUUGCAUCUCGCUAUUCGCUUCCUUCUUUUAGCCAUCCUCCUCCAUUUCCCAUUAAGGGCGGUGGCAGGAACAGUCGACUGAGAGUUGGGUAUGUUAGUAGUGAUUUUGGCAACCACCCAUUAUCACACCUAAUGGGAUCUGUAUUUGGUAUGCAUGAUAGAGAAAGUGUUGAGGUCUUCUGCUAUGCUCUAAGUCAAAAUGAUGGUACUGAAUGGAGGCUGCGCAUCCAGUCAGAAGUUGAGCAUUUUAUUGAUGUAUCAUCCAUGUCAUCUGAAAUGAUAGCAAGAAUGAUUAACGAAGAUCAAAUACAUAUUCUUAUCAAUCUUAAUGGUUAUACAAAGGGGGCUAGAAAUGAGAUAUUUGCCUUGCAGCCUGCUCCGAUCCAGGUUUCAUACAUGGGAUUCCCUGGAACAACUGGAGCCUCUUAUAUACAUUAUAUAGUGACUGAUGAGUUUGUCUCACCCACAAAAUACUCAAAUAUUUAUUCUGAGAAGCUUGUUCAUCUACCGCAUUGUUAUUUUGUUAAUGAUUAUAAGCAGAAAAACCGAGAUGUACUAGAUCCAAAAUUCCAACCAAGGCGCUCAGACUAUGGACUGCCAGAAGACAAAUUUAUAUUUGCUUGUUUCAAUCAACUCUACAAGAUGGACCCAGAAAUAUUUACAACCUGGUGUAGUAUUCUUAAGCAUGUACCAAACAGUGCGCUUUGGCUUCUCAGAUUUCCAGCUGCUGGUGAAAUGCGGCUUCGUGCCUAUGCAGCUGCACAAGGGGUACAACCAGAUCAAAUCAUAUUCACAGAUGUUGCAAUGAAGCAGGAGCAUAUAAGACGCAGUUCUUUGGCGGAUUUAUUCCUUGACACGCCCUUGUGCAAUGGCCACACAACUGGAACGGAUGUGCUUUGGGCUGGUCUACCAAUGGUGACUCUUCCUCUCAAGAAAAUGGCAACAAGAGUGGCUGGUUCAUUGUGUUUGGCUACAGGUUUGGGGGAUGAGAUGAUUGUCAGCAGUGUGAAGGAAUAUGAAGAGAAGGCGAUAUCACUGGCACUUAAUCGCCCUAAACUGCAAGAUCUCACCAGUAGACUCAAGGCUGCACGCAUGACAUGCCCUCUGUUCGAUACAGCACGUUGGGUGAAGAAUCUGGAGCGGGCAUAUUUAAAGAUGUGGAAUAUCUACUGCUGUGGCCAACACCCUCAACCCUUCAAAGUGACUGAGAAUGACUCUGAAUUCCCUAGUACCAUUGGUCACUGAGAUCGGAAUAUCUGAGCAUAGACCGGCCUGCCAAAAAGAUUGGUCAUGCCAUAGACAUCUGCCUACCUAUCAUAUUAUGAAACUGGUCAUCAUAAAAUAUGUAUGAAUUGAAUAUGAGAAGUCUAGGGAGUGUAGAGCCUACCUAACAUAUUAUGAGAUUGGUCAUGUCAACAUAUUUGUGAAUUGAAUAUGAGAAGUCUAGGGAGUGUAGAUUGAGCUGUGUAGUAUAGUGGGUCGGAUUCUAACAACCAAAUUUCUCUGUGCUCAUGAAGUUUUGUGCUAGCUCUCCCUGUUUUCCCGACAAUCAUGCGCACACACUUGCAUCUGCAGUAGAUAUUAUACUCAGAGAUAAAUAGCAAGUACUAUGCUAUGUAUUUAUGUGGACAAUAAUAAUCACAGCUAAAGUUAAAUCUCAC